CAUUCAGAACUCUGAGAAUUUCCAGUGCGCGUUGAAAAAAUGGUGGAUGGUAGAAAGAGUUGUCCAUUCGGUGUUAUCGUUAAAUUUGUCACAUUUUAAAAGAUCUUAGGCAAAACGGUAUAUCGUGACUGUCGAUUUGUGAGCCGCAGAAGUGAAAAUGGGUUCGAAUAAACGUCAUAAAACUGAGAAGAACCGGGACACGAAAAAGAAGCGUCAUCGUAGCCGAUCGCGAAGUUAUACGCCUGAACGCGAAAAAUCAGAAAAGCACAGACAUCAUAAAAAGCACAGAAGAAAAGAGCGCAAGGAUUACGACAGCGAUGUUGAAAUAGUUACAGCUCCUCCUCCACCAAAAAUUUCCAAGUCUUCGCAUCCAUCGACGCCUCCGCCUCCUGAAAUUUCCAAGCAACGGAGUCCGUCGCCGAUCAAGGGUGGGACGGCGCAGACCUCUUUGUCAAUCGAGGAGACAAAUAAAUUACGAGCAAAGUUAGGUUUAAAACCUUUGGAACUGGAUAGUACUUCUAAAGAUGACCCUAACAAGAUUAAAGACGAUCUGGGAGAAUUUUACCAUAAGCCUGCUCCAGAUGUUAAUGAAAAGAUAAAGACCCAGAAGUUGAAAGAAAAAAUUGGUCUUCAGAAACAGAAAAGACAAAUUGAAGCCAGUCUAUCCAAAGUAAAAGGUUUGGCUGAAUGUGAUUCCGAUGAUGAUGCUAAGGCUUGGAUUGAUAAAAGCAGACGUCUGGAUCAGGAGAAGAAAAAGGCUGAAGAAAGGGCAAAAAUGUUGGAUCAACUGGAUGAGGAAUUUGGAAUUGGUAAUUUGGUCAAAGAAGAAAUACAUACAGCUCGUAAAACAGCUUAUACAGAAAAGAAUUUAAAAGGUCUCAAAGUAGAACAUAAUAUUGAAAAGUUUGAAGAAGGUAAAACAGUUAUUUUAACACUGAAAGAUCAAGCUGUAUUAGACGAGAGUGGAGAUGUACUCGUCAAUGUAAACAUAACGGACGAGGAACGUUACCAACGUAAUAUCUUAAAUAAAGCUAAAAAGCCGGGUUACGAUGCAUACGACGAUGAUAAUUUCGAUCAGUUUGGUUUUCCAAAGAAUUCUAUUUUGGAAAAGUACGAUGAAGAGAUCGAAGGGGAGAAAAAAGAUAAUUUCGUAUUAGGAGUUAAUAUGAAAGAUGCCAGACAAUCUAAACUCGAUCACGUUAAACAAUGUUUGGCAAAUAAACGAUUAGAAUCGUUGCACUUAGCGGAGCCAAAACUAGCUAGCGAAUAUUACAAUGACGAAGAACUCGCAACGUUUAAGAAACCAAAGAAAAAGAUUCGAAAAAUUAGAAAGAAACUAAAAGCGGACGACUUAAUUCCCGAAGGUAACGAUUAUCUUCGAGAUCUUGGAAGCAGAAGAAGCAAACGACCCGACGACGCGAAAGAAAAUGAUAAUUUAGAUGUAGAUGAUUUAGGAGCUCCUACCGAGGACCUUAGCGAAGUGAAACUGGAAGAAGAUGACAAAGAACUAGAAUUGCAAUUAGCAUUGAAGAAAGCUCAACGCUUAAAAGAAUCGCAAUUGUCGAGCAUAGAACAAGUUGUUGAAACUAUAAAACAUGAACCCACAUCUUCAGAAGAAAAUCAAUCUGGGUACAUAGUUCUUAAUGCUACCGCAGAAUUUUGCAGAACAUUGGGAGACAUACCUACUUAUGGUCUUGCUGGAAAUAGAGAAGAGAAUGGCCAGGAACUCAUGGACUUCGAAAUUGACGGUGUUAAGGAGGAACCACCGGCGAAUGAAGAAGAAGACGAUGGUCGUGGCGCAUGGAAUACAGUCCAAUUAGAUGAGAGCACGUCGGAACCCGUGGCGAUGGAAGCUGCAAUUCUAGACGCAGAGCCUUCGCUUGGACAUGGCGUUAGCGGCGCGUUAAAACUCGCAAUGAGCAAAGGCUAUUUGCAAAAAGAAGACAGUAGCCGGCCGUCUGCGUCACGAUUUGCUCACUUACAGGCUCAGAACUACUCGAUAGAAGAUAAAACAUACGGAGACGAUGACAAGUUCGGUAGAAGAGAUCGUUUUAACGGCCCAACCUCUGAAUUUAAGGAGAAAGAUGGUUUUAAACCGAACGUAAAAUUAGAAUACAUCGACGACGAUGGACACGUUCUGAGUGCGAAAGAAGCUUUUCGAUAUCUUUCUCACAAGUUCCAUGGGAAAGGUCCAGGAAAAAAUAAGGUCGAAAAACGAAUGAAGAAGGCUGAACAGGAAGUAUUAAUGAAACGGAUGUCCUCCACGGAUACACCCCUGGGUACGCUUAAUUUACUGCAGGCGAAACAAAAGGAAACUCAGUCUCCGUAUAUAGUGCUCAGUGGUAGCAAGCAAAUGCAAACGACUAGUAUAUCGAAAUCAAAGCAUUAAAGAUUAUAAAGCUAACUUUAAUGAAAAUUGUAUAUAAUAUACAGACGGAAGAAAAUCUCUUAUCAGCACAUGUUUGAAACAGAACAGUACGUUAAUCGUUCAAAAAUAAAACAAUUGCACAUGUUUUGAUUUGUUAAUCUACAUACAGGAUAAUAAAAUAACAUUCACGAGAGUUUAUAAAAGAGGUUGAUCUCUUUUACGUCCUUCAAUUUUUUUUUUUUAACGCACAUUUGCGUUGGAUAAUGCACGUGUGUAUGAAAAUCAAGCUGGAGUAAUUGGCAACUUAAGUUUUGAAAAUGCUACGUUAUUAAUAGAAAUUUGGGGAUGGUCACCUGAGAUAUGAAAUUUUCAGUACAGUUGUCAGAGAAAAUUGUGUAAAUUUCCUCGAUAUAUACAAAGUAGUACAAAUCCAUGUUCCGUUACUUCUUUUUUAUGACAAUAUCUUGUAUACUUAUUCAAAAUAUCUUAUUUUAUGGAAGUACAUUUACUGCUAUCACAAUAAAAUUAAGAGGAGAACAAACGACGGCCAUGACUACAUCUAUGCUAACAAUAGUAACACGAUCGUAAAGUCUACAAAUAUUUCAACACGACAAUUACACAUUUAUUUCCAUAUCCUUAAUCGUAAUUAGUUUUCAACAUCUAUCCGUACAAAUCACUACCCGGAAGAUAUAAAUUCGAAUACUACAAAAUAUUUUAUUGUUUUAACGAUCACUAUAUAAACAUCUGCUGAACAUUCUUCAUUUUCGUACUUUUGAUUAUUAUGAAUUGGUAUUAUUUUGAGUUGAAAAUAUGUUGUCUUGUCGAAUGAAAAUAAUUUCAUGAUAAACUGUCAAUGAAAUGUUUCAUAACAUUCACCACCGACAGUGUUGAGUAUUUUUAUAACCUAUCAGCAUCGCGAUUUUGUGUCGAGAAAUGGUAACGAUUCGUGACUAUAAGAAUGCUGAAUAACAUUACAUACAUCCCUGAUAUCACAAGGCUUUACUUUGUGCAAAAAUAGUAAUACUUGAUUCUUCGAAUCUUAUAAAGUGCACAAAAGCCUGUAAAUUAUAUUUUAUAAAUAUGCGUCUCCAAUUAUACACGAUAUAGUUACACGUUCUGUGAUAAUUAUUUAAGACUUGCCUUUGUCUACUUGCUAUUCACAAUUCUUUACUUUUGGAAAGUUUGGCACUUCUCUCAACGGUUCAGGCAAAAGUAAUAGAAAUUUUUUUUAGUUUAGAAACAAUCAUGUUGAGGCAAUGAUAUAUCUUCUUUUGUUAGGUAGGAAAUUUACGCCUUAAGAGAAAGUGGAGUCAAUUUAUUUUUUAUUUCUAGAACGGUAUUUUUGUUGACAAACAAAAAUAUCGGAUCAUUCUACGCUAAUAACAGAAAAUAUAUCAUUAAUCGAACAAACCGAGUUUAUUCUAUACUCAACGUUUAUUUCUUAAACAAA
Messenger RNA from Hylaeus volcanicus, 3818 nucleotides. Its product is annotated as U4/U6.U5 tri-snRNP-associated protein 1. Bases 158 to 2389 code for a protein of 743 amino acids. Lineage: Eukaryota; Metazoa; Arthropoda; Insecta; Hymenoptera; Colletidae. The record is from RefSeq and is a predicted model, not a curated record. The transcript is spliced from 10 exons. Gene Ontology annotation, cellular component: U4/U6 x U5 tri-snRNP complex. Gene Ontology annotation, biological process: maturation of 5S rRNA; mRNA cis splicing, via spliceosome.